CUUAUCCAGUCAGAGCUAAGAACUGGAACAAUACAUUUUCCCCACGUUUAAUCCCUCUCAGCAUCAGCCAUUGCAUGGUUCACUGUUUCAGUGGGCCUGUGCCCCUGGUGUGGUGACCGAGACGGUACACCAACCGGAACCCCGGUCCCCUCCUGUCUGUCGCCGCUCUUGGCCGCUCGUGCUCUCUCGGUUAAGGGGCGAGUGCGCACUCCCGAGACACCAGGAAAUAUGGCGGCGCUCAUGACUCUCAGUCAGUUAUCAAGUGGAAUCCCUGCCUAUGAGAGCUAUUAUAGACAGCUUGAUCCGGGAAACACAGGCAAAAUAUCAGCUGGAGAUGCAGCUCAGUUCCUUAAGAAGUCUGGGCUGUCAGACAGUACAUUGGGGAAGAUUUGGGAUUUGGCAGAUUCAGAAAGAAAAGGCUAUUUGGAUAAGCGGGGUUUCUUCAUAGCUUUGAGACUGGUGGCCUCAGCACAGGGUGGAAAUGAUAUCAGCCUCAAUAACCUCAACCAAAACUUAUCUGCACCCAAAUUUAAAGACACUAACAGCCCAAGUGUUUUGACAACAGGACCUGACUCACAGUGGGCAAUUAGGCCUGAUGAAAAAGGGAAGUUUGAGGGCAUUUUUGAGAGUCUGUCCCCUGUAAAUGGCCUCCUCCCUGGUGAUAAAGUCAGGCCAAUUUUGAUAAACUCCAAGUUACCUCUGGAUGUGUUAGGAAAGAUUUGGGACCUAAGUGAUGUAGACAAAGAUGGACACUUGGACAAAGAAGAAUUCACAGUGGCCAUGCAUCUUGUGUAUCGCACCAUGGAGAAGGAGCCUGUCCCAACUACCUUACCCACUUCCCUCAUCCCCCCUUCUAAAAGGAAGAAGUCUGCAGGUGCUCUGCCAGGUGCUGUGGCUGUGCUGCCUGCUCUGUCCGGGCUUACGGCUGGCCCGGCUGCUCUCAAAGAGUCCCUGCGAAGCACUCCUCCUCUGGGCAGUGGUCUUCUCCUCAGCACUAGUACUGUCAACCUCUCUCCAAAACACUCCUUUAAAUCCAGCUCACCGCCAGCGGUGAACUGGGUGGUACCGGUGGCUGACAGGGAAAGAUAUGAUGAUAUCUUCAAGAAAACAGACACCGACAACGACGGCCUCGUUAAUGGAACUGAGGUCAUAGAGAUCUUCAUGCUGUCCAGUCUCUCCCAGACUAUGCUGGCACAGAUAUGGGGACUCGCUGACACUAAACAGACGGGCAAGCUGACCAGGGAGCAGUUCUCUCUGGCAAUGUAUCUGAUCCAGCAGAAGGCCACUAAAGGCAUAGACCCUCCCUCCACUCUAACCCCAGACAUGAUUCCCCCAUCAGAAAGGACUGCAGCUUCAGCGGUGGGCACUAGCUAUGCAGGGCUUAUGUCAGCUGUGAGACCUGAACUUUCUCCACUGGUUAAUAUGUGCAGAGACAGCACCAGCUCCACGGGGUCGGCCGAGCUGGCAGGCAUCAAAGAGCUGGAAGACCUCAGCCAGGAAAUAGCUCAGCUGCAGAGUGAGAAAUUCAUUCUGGAGCAAGAGAUAAGGGAAAAGGAGGAAGCCAUCAGAAAACAAAAUAGUGAAGUUCAGGACAUGCAGAAUGGCUUGGACAGGGAGAGCAACAGCCUGCAGGACCUGGAGUCGCAGAAGCAGGAUGCCCAAGAACGUCUGGAGGAGAUGGACCAACAGCGCUCCAAGCUGGAGGGAAUGCUCAAUGAUGUCAAGCAGAAGUGUCAGGAAGAGUCCCAGAUGAUCUCGUCCCUGCAGAGCCAGAUCCGCUCUCAGGAGACCGACCUUCGGAGCCAGGAGGAUGAACUGAGCCGCACCAAGGUGGACCUGAGCAGGCUGCAGGAGGAGGAGGCCCAGCUGGAGCAGAGCCUCCUCUCUGGUCGUAUCCAGCUGGACAGCAUCGUUAAGUCGCUCAAAACCACUCAGGAAGAGAUCAACCGGGCUCGCAGUAAGCUGUCACUGAUCCAGGACAGCCAAAAGGAGAUGACCAAGACCAUUGAGCAGUACAACAGCUCUUUGAGCGACAUCAACGGAGGAAACUUCAGCAACCUGCCGGACUUAAGUGAAGGGUUUGCUGAGAAGGAAAAUGGAGGUUUCAGAAGUACGGAUGACUCUUUCAAGUCAAAGAUAGCCAUGUUCAACAGCAGCAGUAUUAAGGAGCCUCCAGCAGACCCCUUCCAGACAGAGGACCCCUUCAAGUCCGACCCCUUCAAAGAUCCAUUUGGAGGAGAUCCUUUCAAAGAAAGCGAUCCCUUCAAAGGCACCUCAUCUGAAGAUUUUUUUAAGAGAACAGACAAGUCAGACCUGUUUGGAUCCUCAGACCCCUUCAGUAGAAAACCCACGCCACCAGCAAAGCCAAGCGCCUUCAGCAGUGGUGACCCUUUCACAUCAAACAGCCCAAAACCAAAGGAUUCAGAUGUGUUUGGGACAACAGACCCCUUUGGAAACAACUCUUUUGGAAGCAAGGGGGGUGGAUUUGCCGACUUUAGUCAGAUGUCCAAGAAGUCAGACAACCCUGUGCUCCCAUCAAAGAAAAAUGUGCCUAACCGACCUGCACCUCCCUAUGUAGGUAUGCUCAGUUUGACUUCACCAUUGCCGUUCCAGAACAUUUGCUCCACAGCAGACAGUAAAGACUCUUUUGUUACGACACACUUGAGUAAAGCAUCCAAAGACUGUCCUGUGGGUUCUGCAGAUUUGGGGUCUUUUGGAAGUGAGAUCCAGCAACUGGAGUGGGCCAAGCGUGAGAGCGAGCGUGAGGAGCAGGAGAGGCUGAGGAGGCUGCGGCUCCAGGAGCAGCGGGACCUGGAGCUGGCCAUCGCUCUCAGCAGGGCCGACAUGCCCAGCUCCUGACCAGGCAUGCCCCCACCACAGCUUCAUCCUUCUGCCUUACAGUCCUCUCCUUCCGCAAGCUCAUGACAACAGCACCAACACUAGCCCGACAUGACUAGCUGCCCCUGUUACCAGUUUGUGUAAGAGACCAGUGUUUCUCCAGCCAUGACUGGACUCAUGUUAAAUGACUCCACAUUUAGCAACCAGUUAAGGUUCAUCGCUCCCAAACUACAUGGCAACUAUAAUCAGGGACAAUACAGAGCCACUAGAUUUAAGCCUGGCUUCAUCCUGCAAGAACAUAGCGAUUUAAUGAAACCCAAACCAGCAGGGUACUUGACGACAACCUACAUCUAGCUCCAUAUCUUGUUAUGGCUAAUCACCCUGACUUAUCCAAAAGCCUUUCUGUUGCAAGAAAAAAAUAACCUUUUAAGAAUAUUUUACUGUUUUAUUUAUAUGCAAAAGCAAUGAGUCUGUGGUGUAUGAAGUACUUGUACAAUGUGCUGUAUAAACUGUUUUUAUAUAACCUUUAAUUACUCAGAAAAAAUUCACAUUGAAAGUCAAACCAUAUACGCUAACUGCUCUGUUGGCCUAUGAUUGAGUUUGUCCAAUUUCAAAUUUUUUUUUUUUUUUUUUAAAGAAACUCCUUCAUGUACUGUAAAUAUUGUUGGAUGAUGGUUUUAUAUACAAGCCUUGGAAGAGUGGAGUCAAUCUUUAAAAAACAAACCUGUCUUAAAGGACUGGAGCUUAGUGAUCAGAUCACCAAUGGCAUGAUUUAUAUUUUUAUUUCAAAUGUUACAAGUGUUUCUUGCCAUUUAUGCCCGCAUAUCAACUAUUUAUGGCCUUAAAGUACAUGGACUGAAGAAAUGUUUGAAUAUAAUCAAACCAUCAACAGGGAUAUACAUGUCAAAGUAAAAAUACGAUGUUUUGGGAAUCCCUGCUCAGCAUUUUAGUCCUAAUAUAGCUUUGGUUAAAUAUGAUUUGGCCCCGUUUCAUCGGUCACCUCUUGUGUAUAUACAAUAAUUCAGAUGCUAGCGAUAAUCAUUGAAGUCUUCCUUUCUUAUGAACAAAGUUCAGUCCACCCCGAGCACUAUUGCACCAUCUCUCCUAUGUCAACAGCUUGUGUUUAUCAUUGGGUGCGUUGUUGUAACGGCCAAACAACUUGCACUCCCAUACAACUAAAAGCCUCUAUAAAUUGGAAAUAGUGUAAACCUACAUUGUUUAUACUGGUGCUGUUACACUUAGCCUUGUCCUUUUUACUUCUUCACACUACCACUGAUGCACAGUUACAUCUACGUCCAACUUUUUGCCUUUCUCUCAACCCUCAUAUCAACCAUUGGAUCUUUUUUUUUUCUGUGGAUUUCUGUUCAUUAAUGUCUUAUGAUCCAGUUUGAGGAAAUUAGUUUAAAUGCCUUAAAAUAUUGCAUCCUCGUAAUUAUAUAACACUAAUCAGGUUUAUUCGGCACAUAAUGUAUGCACUGUAUAUUCCAGAGUUUACUGGACAUGUACAGAGUGACAGCGCCUUAUUUAUCAACAUAUCAACAUUGCAAAAUGUAAUAUUGCACUGUAUGUAUGUGAAUAUAAACGAAUCUCAGAGUUUUGAGUUUCUUAAAACUGUAAUAACUUUUAAUUGAAUAAAAGUGAUUUUUAACAUUUCA
Messenger RNA from Siniperca chuatsi (mandarin fish), 4493 nucleotides. RefSeq names its product epidermal growth factor receptor substrate 15-like 1. Gene Ontology annotation, biological process: endosomal transport; endocytosis. The record is from RefSeq and is a predicted model, not a curated record. Gene Ontology annotation, molecular function: cadherin binding; calcium ion binding. Gene Ontology annotation, cellular component: clathrin coat of coated pit; plasma membrane; cytoplasm. Bases 229 to 2859 code for a protein of 876 amino acids. The transcript has 24 exons. NCBI's taxonomy places the organism in Eukaryota, Metazoa, Chordata, Actinopteri, Centrarchiformes, Sinipercidae.